This is a messenger RNA of Necator americanus (New World hookworm), 1092 nucleotides long. RefSeq lists its product as uncharacterized. Lineage: Eukaryota; Metazoa; Nematoda; Chromadorea; Rhabditida; Ancylostomatidae. The transcript is spliced from 4 exons. The record is from RefSeq and is a predicted model, not a curated record. Gene Ontology annotation, biological process: regulation of transcription by RNA polymerase II; anatomical structure morphogenesis; cell differentiation. Bases 1 to 1092 code for a protein of 363 amino acids. Gene Ontology annotation, molecular function: RNA polymerase II cis-regulatory region sequence-specific DNA binding; DNA-binding transcription factor activity, RNA polymerase II-specific.
AUGUCAACGACAGCAAAAAUGCGAUUCUCGAUGGACUCGAUUUUAGCUGCUGCUGAGGCAAAAACGAGGAAAAGAUCGGCGGAGGAUCACAACACCGGCGUCCUAGAAUCGGCCAAGAAGCCUUGUCCAACGCUACGCUCUAUGUCGCCUCGAGCCACAGUCGCUGUUCCUGAAGCCGUCUCAACACCAUCGCAAACCGUUGAAAUAACAUCAAGGUGUUCAGCAGAGAGCCCCGUUCCAUCCACAAGUUCCAGUCCUGAAGAUUUGACUUGUCGCGUGAGGAAACAAAGUUCACAAAGUCCAGAGUUAUUGCAAUCCGACAAAGAAGAAGCGAAGGAAGGAUGUUCAAAAGACGAUGAACCUUCCACAACUCCAGAGGACAUUGAGGAGAACACUCAUCGCGAAUUGCAGCCAGUAAGUCCCUCCGGAAUGUCUUCACAUCGUUCGAAGACGGGUGCAACGAAACCUGCCUAUUCUUACAUAGCUUUAAUUGCCAUGGCAAUUCUCAAUGCUGAAGAUAAGAAACUAACGUUGUCACAAAUCUGCGACUUCAUAAUGUCACGAUUCCAGUACUACAGAGACAAGUUCCCCGCCUGGCAGAACUCGAUUCGUCACAACUUAAGUCUUAACGACUGUUUCGUGAAAAUCCCCCGAGAACCUGGGAAUCCAGGCAAAGGCAACUACUGGUCUCUUGACCCAAAAGCUCAAGACAUGUUCGACAAUGGCUCAUUUCUGAGGAGAAGGAAAAGGUUCAAGCGACAACCCGAGCAAAACGACUUGUCCGCGAUGACGUUCCCACCGUUCCUCCCUCAACUUGGACCUUUAGUCCAUUCUCGACUGCCUAUACCUAUGCCAACAAUCAUCGCACCUCUUCCGCCGCCUGUGGCUCCAAUGCCAGCUGCACUGCCACAUCCACCCAUGGCCAUGCUGCCCGCUAUGAUUGCACCGACUGUAGCGCCCAGACUACCAUAUUUCUACCCGGCUCUCCCGCAUAACGUUGACCAUCAGAAGCUGCUUGCGGCGAUGGCCGCUCAGAUACCUCCUAUUUCAACGUCGUCUGACAGUGUUGAUACAUUGCAUAAGGUCGACUGA